AAGGGACUUGACAUUAGCAAGAGGUAAGAGCUGCUGCAGUUUAGUGUUGCUUUCUAGCUCUGGGAGAUCUGGGGGAUCUGAGGCUCAGGGGGAUCUGGGGUUCUGAGGGAUCUGAGGCUCCUGCAGAUCUGGGGGCUCUGAGGCUCAGGGGGAUCUGGGAGCUCUGAGGGAUCUAGGUGAUCUGGGGCUCCUGCAGAUCUGGGGGCUCUGAGGGAUCUAGGUGACCUGGGGCUCCUGCAGAUCUGGGGGCUCUGAGGCUCGUGGGGAUCUGGGGGCUCUGAGGGCUCGGGGGGCUCUGAGGCUCGGGGGGCUCUGAGGCUCAGGGGGCUCUGGGGCUCUGGGGGCUCUGCUACUGCUACUGUUACUACUACUGCUGGAUAUUCUUCAAGAUGGCGGAGAGCACGGAUCUGGAGCAGCUGAUGAACUCCUUUAAGAAGUUUGCGAUCCACGGAGACACCAAGGCUACCGGGAAGGAGAUGAACGGGAAGAACUGGGCUAAACUGUGUAAGGACUGCAAGAUCAUCGACGGGAAGAAUGUCACCGGCACUGACGUGGAUAUCGUCUUCACGAAAGUCAAAGCGAAGACGUCCCGGGUGAUCACCUACGAGGAAUUCCAGAGAGCCCUGGAGGAGCUGGCCCCGAAGAGGUUCAAAGGUCAGAGCAAAGAGGAGGCCCUAACGUCUGUCUACAAGCUGAUAGAGGGCAAGGAGCCCACCAACGUAGGAGUCACGAAAAUGGCGAAGACAGCCGCAGUGGACAGACUGACGGACACCACCAAGUACACAGGCUCCCACAAAGAGCGCUUCGACGAGAGCGGGAAGGGGAGGGGUAAGGGCGGGCGGGAGGAGCUGGUGGAGGAAACGGGAUACGUCGGCUCCUACAAGAACGCCGGAACCUACGAGGAGAAAACCAAGGCUAAGUAGACCACCGGGCCAGGCGGUGUGGUCAACAGGUCCAGUAGACCACCGGGCCAGGCGGUGUGGUCAACAGGUCCAGUAGACCACCGGGACAGGCGGUGUGGUCAACAGGCCCAGUAGACCACCGGGCCAGGCGGUGUGGUCAACAGGUCCAGUAGACCACCGGGCCAGGCGGUGUGGUCAACAGGUCCAGUAGACCACCGGGCCAGGCGGUGUGGUCAACAGGUCCAGUAGACCACCGGGCCAGGCGGUGUGGUCAACAGGUCCAGUAGACCACCGGGCCAGGCUGUGUGGUCAACAGGUCCAGUAGACCACCGGAACAGGCGGUGUGGUCAACAGGCCCAGUAGACCACCGGGCCAGGCGGUGUGGUCAACAGGUCCAGUAGACCACCGGGCCAGGCGGUGUGGUCAACAGGUCCAGUAGACCACCGGGCCAGGCGGUGUGGUCAACAGGUCCAGUAGACCACCGGGACAGGCGGUGUGGUCAACAGGCCCAGUAGACCACCGGGCCAGGCGGUGUGGUCAACAGGUCCAGUAGACCACCGGGCCAGGCGGUGUGGUCAACAGGUCCAGUAGACCACCGGGCCAGGCGGUGUGGUCAACAGGCCCAGUAGACCACCGGGCCAGGCGGUGUGGUCAACAGGUCCAGUAGACCACCGGGCCAGGCGGUGUGGUCAACAGGUCCAGUAGACCACCGGGCCAGGCUGGGUGGUCAACAGGCCCAGUAGACCACCGGGCCAGGCGGUGUGGUCAACAGGUCCAGUAGACCACCGGGCCAGGCGGUGUGGUCAACAGGCCCAGUAGACCACCGGGCCAGGCGGUGUGGUCAACAGGCCCAGUAGACCACCGGGCCAGGCGGUGUGGUCAACAGGUCCAGUAGACCACCGGGCCAGGCGGUGUGGUCAACAGGCCCAGUAGACCACCGGGCCAGGUGGGGUGGUCAACAGGCCCAGUAGACCACUGGGCCAGGCGGUGUGGUCAACAGGUCCAGUAGACCACCGGGCCAGGCGGGGUGGUCAACAGGCCCACAACAUGAGAUGUAUCCCAAAUUACAUCCUACUCUAUAUAGUCCACUACUUUGACCAGAGCGCUAUGGGUCCUGGUCUAAAGUAGUGCACUAUAGAGGGAAUAGGGUGCCAUAGGGCUCUGGUCUAAAGUAGUGCACUAUAUAGGGAAUAGGGUGCCAUAGGGCUCUGGUAUAAAGUAGUGCACUAUAUAGGGAAUAGAGUGCCAUUUGAGACGCUUCCAGGGUCACUAUCCCCUAAGCCCCCCCCCCCCUUACAGUCGGGACCAAACCCUGAACCCAGAACUCUGACCCCUAACCACAGGCUUAACCCCAGGCCCUUUCGACAGAGGCUGUCCUCUCCUAUCUUUGAUAUGUCCUGAGGGGGUGUGUGUUGUCAUUGGGGAUGAUGAGAGAGAGAACAUGUCCUGAGGGGGUGUGUGUGUGUUGUCAUUGGGGAUGAUGAGAGAGAGAAC
Oncorhynchus kisutch (coho salmon) is the source of this 2396-nucleotide messenger RNA. Its product is annotated as tubulin polymerization-promoting protein family member 3-like. The record is from RefSeq and is a predicted model, not a curated record. The transcript has 4 exons. Bases 390 to 923 code for a protein of 177 amino acids. Gene Ontology annotation, biological process: microtubule bundle formation; microtubule polymerization; positive regulation of protein polymerization. Gene Ontology annotation, cellular component: microtubule. Lineage: Eukaryota; Metazoa; Chordata; Actinopteri; Salmoniformes; Salmonidae. Gene Ontology annotation, molecular function: tubulin binding.